Molecule: messenger RNA, 600 nt
Organism: Rubroshorea leprosula
Lineage: Eukaryota; Viridiplantae; Streptophyta; Magnoliopsida; Malvales; Dipterocarpaceae
Source: the annotation of a GenBank genome assembly
AAGAAACGGAAGAAACGAAACAACCUCACUCUAGCACUGACUAGUGGGAGAGAGGCCAAAUGCAAUGGUAAUUUAUACACAACCGAAUAUCCAAAUGAUGGUAUCAAAGUGGGUCAGGGUCAGGGUCAGGGUCCGGUCCGAGUCAGCGCGAGCUAAAGCGGUAAACGGAGUGGCGGGAUUGGUACAGGGUGACCUGCAGGUGGGUAUCCAGCACCUAAAUUCCGUGGCAUGCAGCAGUUGGGGUUGGGGUGGUGAGUGUAGGUGUACUGGCAACUCUGUAGUUCCACGUGGACGGCUGCGGAUGGAGAGGGGUUGGGAUUGGGUGGGAACGUUUCCAUAUGUUGCGAUGGGUGCAUCGGAAGUUGGACCGUUGAAAACGAAUUCCAACGAUGGUGCAGAGAAAGACGUGGGGUUUUGCCACGUGUAUGGUCCAGUGCGCAAUAAAAACAGGCUGGCGCUGGCGGUUCGGGUGUGUUUUUAUCGCGGUUUUUUCAUAGCGCAAUGAUUUUUCCUUUUUUUUUUUUAAUUUUUUUUAUUGUUUAUUUUUUAAUAAUGUAACAUAUUUUAAAUUGUAUUAGGUAAUAACAAUUUUUAUUUUAU